Molecule: messenger RNA, 307 nt
Organism: Lodderomyces orthopsilosis Co 90-125
Lineage: Eukaryota; Fungi; Ascomycota; Pichiomycetes; Serinales; Debaryomycetaceae
Exons: 1
Biological process (GO): endoplasmic reticulum to Golgi vesicle-mediated transport
Cellular component (GO): TRAPP complex
Source: RefSeq, a predicted model, not a curated record
CAAUUGUGUCGUAACAGACCUGUUCAAUUUAUACAUAUUUCAAAUUGUUAGUGGAAUGAAAUUCGUUUCGGUAAUAAUGCCCAACUUAGACUCCGUUGAAGUAAAAAUUACUAAUGAUUUAUUCAAGCACUUGCAUGUGCCUUAUUCCGAUCAUGUUACGAAAAAUCCUUUUUAUUCCAUGGAUAUGCCUAUCAAAGGCUUGAUAGUUGAUGUAAGAGUUGCCACAAUCCAUCUUUGGCUGUCGACUUUACUAUGUCAAAAAUUUUCGUUGAUGUUGCUCCAAGUACUGUUCAAAUUUGCUUUGUGA